ACAAUGGCAGAUCUCACUCAUUCUACUCACGCCAGGAAGCAAGAAUGAGGGCUGCCGCGCUCCUGUUCAUCUCUGCCACCGUGGCUGCAGCAGCGGCCAUGCCUCCGCCUGGCCCGGGCUCUUUCGCGGGUUCCUUCCUGCCUUCGCCGGGUGUCCUGCAGUCCUUCAUCCCGACGCCCGAGCAGAUCCAGGCCCUGCAGGCGAUUCCUCCAGCCCCCGCCCCUGCCCCUGGGACUGCGGCAAAACCUCCACCUCCUUCCGCUGUGUCAGACAUCAUUAAGAAAUACCAGGACACCGCUGCUGCUUUCAUGCCAGCUGCUCCCUGAUCCUCUGUCCAGAGUUCACUUUUCCAGCUGUUAUUGAAGUGUUAAAGAUUAUGAACUUCAGUAGAAGACAUAUAAUUGUAUAUGUAUAUUUUUUUCCUCGUGAGAUGUAAUCUGGAAGAUGUUUCACUUUGUCGGAAAUAAGCGCUGACUACUUUCAUGUUAUCAGCUGUUGUUUUAAGGGCUGCUAUUAUAAUCGGCUGUUGGUAUUAUCAGCUUUUGUUCUCAUUAGCGUUCAUAAUAACAGUUAUUGUUAUCAUUAACUUUUGCCAUUAACAAUUGUUGACGUUAUCGGCUGUUACCAAAGAAAUCACAAAUGUGCUCUCUUAUAUAGAAUAAGUAAACAUUUGCUGAAGCUGAAUGUAUUUUGCACCCAAUGUAAACGCAUGCUCUUUGCCACAAGGACGAUGAAUGUGAAAGUACAUUUAUGUGUACAUUU
Messenger RNA from Penaeus monodon (black tiger shrimp), 762 nucleotides. RefSeq names its product protein diaphanous homolog 1-like. Bases 45 to 326 code for a protein of 93 amino acids. The record is from RefSeq and is a predicted model, not a curated record. The transcript has 4 exons. NCBI's taxonomy places the organism in Eukaryota, Metazoa, Arthropoda, Malacostraca, Decapoda, Penaeidae.